CGGGCGCGCGCACACUGCCAUGUCGCGAAUGAAAAAUUGUGUUGCAUAUGUACUUUGCGAUCGCGACAUCGUAAUACGAGAGAAUAAACAAGUGUGCUGCGGCGUAACACACGAGGUUUUCAAACGAGUGUACACCGUUGUGGUGGCGAUUCGGCCCGAAAGAUGGUGAAUAUCAAUUCUUCGUGCGUCAAAACAGCAGGUGAACCCGGGAUGGGAGAGUAGAAUGCCUGAUGGCGAGAGGCGGGCGGAGCAACAGAAAAGAAGGUGCAAGUUUGGACAAUGCGAGAGUGAGAUUGAGAGAAGCGCGAUUUUCGCGUUCCAACUGCAACGAGGCCGCUGCACCCCUGAGCGAAUCUUUCCAAAGACGAAGAAACAUCGAGCGCCAAUGUACUCGACUGCGGAGCGCGCAAGCUCUCGAACGUGAUAUCGAUAGAAUUCUCGCGGAUCGGCGACAUACUGAUUUUUACAUAAUACACGAGUGUUGCGUCCUCGAGGCGAACGCUUGUAUCGUCAAGACGAGGUCGCCCAAAUUGUACGAGAGUCUCGAGAGCCGCUCGGUAUGCGACAACCGUAUAACCAAAUGUUACAUCGAGAACCUCGACAUUUUUAAUCGUAUCCAAGAUUUUUCGAGACGCUUGUACAGUAACUCGAGCGUGAAACGCGAGGAAAGGAUACUCGUGCGACUCGUUUCCUCGCAGGAACCAAAGGACGAGGAAGCUCCGUCGAUCCGGAGAAAAAGGGAGGAGCAGGAGGAGGAGGACGAUGUCGACGAGGAUGGACUGAGGCCGCAGAGUGCGUCGGAGAUGGCGGAUUCUGGAUUGGAAACCGGCUCGUUGAGUCCGCUGGAAAAUAGCGAAAGUUCGGUUACCGAUUUCGAAGUAUCCCACGCGGAUCGCGUAUCGAUGGACGACGUUGAUUUCAUCAGCGUCGGUCUUAACGGGGAGGCCGAGGACGCGGCGGGCGUUUGGAAAAAAACCGAGUUAUCCUCGUCGUCGUCGUCGUCGCCGCCCCCGGCCUCACUGGACCCGGCCACAGCGGGGACCAACGCGAGGACGGACAACAACCUCCGCGACGACACGAAUCAGGCUGGGAUUGUCGUUUCGCUCGUCGACGAAAAAUGCAAAGAAACUGAUUCUAACGCUUACCAUUGCCGAGAUAAUUCCUUCCUUCUCAGGAAGGAAUCGUUCGAAUUUAUCGAUACGAAGAGGAAAAACAAUACUGGUACAGAAAACCAGUGCUCGCCACCGAGAUGCUCCAACGAUCUCGGAAAUAACGGCGGUAACACGAGCAGUUACUACUUCAUAGAUGCUUCGAGUCUAAACGACAACGAGCUUUUGGAGGAACCGAUUCGCGAGUCCGUUGUUUCGGACGAAACCAGCGGGGCUGAUGGACGGUCAAAAAUAAGCGAUUCUAAGAUAACAUCGACGGUGGGGCCCUCUGAAAAACCCAUGAUCGAGAAAGAGACACUCGUCGUCGAAAUAAAAGAGGCUGACAGCGGAGAAAGUGGUCAGCCUUCACCGUGCUUGGAAGAGGCGAAACGAACCGAGAAUCCUCCCGCCGCCACGACCGCUACGAGCUUCGAAGAAACUGAUUCUCGGCGAGGCUCCCUUCUCAUAAGACGCAACACUUUCGAGCUCGAUCCGAAUGACGAGAAAUUGUCGGUACUGAGACAAGAGUACGAACGUCGUCAGGGUCAUCUCGUCUUCCAGAAUGCGAUUCCUCAGUAUUCGGGACACCGCGUCGACGGAGAUUCCUGCUUCGAGCCGAGCGACCAUUCCGAGCUCGCGGCCAACUUGCUCGUUUCUUCGACGUCGUCGACCUCGACUCCUCCGAUUAUUACCUUAGCCGCUACGAAAUAUGGCGUGGAUGCGUUGCCACGAACCAAUAUCCUCGUCGAAUCUAUCAAUAAAAUAACGAAUGUACCGAAUUACAGGGAGGAACAACAACGUAUCGCGAACAACACUCAGAAUAGGGAUCCGACGAGUUACGAAAGGCGGUCGAGCGGUUGCUGGCUGUACACCGGAGAUUCGGAUCAAGCGAGUAGCAAAGAAGUCGGAACAUCGGAAAUUCGCGGAAGUAUUUCUCGAGGCUCUCCUGAGGGAACGACUCCGUCGUCACGUUCGUCCGAGCGAGAACGAGGCCUUUGUGGCAUCGCUGGCGGUCCCGAGAACGCGUGCCCGAUCUCAGAGUCCUCGAGUGACAAGUUAUUCCUGGAGAGUUGUUCCGAGUCGGAUGACGGAUCGCGAAAUUGUUGCAACAGUUUGCCCAUCACGUUGAACGAUCAGCGUCAAAUCGCGCGCGAGCGACGCUCCUCGGUAAACUGCAGGACGCAACGGGAACGGACGAAACGCGACGAAACGACGCCGAUUCUAUCGGGAGGCGUGAGCACCGCCGAUUACGUCAAACCGACCGAAAGCCCCGCUACCAAGAGGAGAAUCGAGUCGACCCCGAUCGUCUCUGGAGGCUCGGUACUCGCCAACGACAUGUACCUCGACGAUUCCACCGCCGUUGCGAAGCCCCCCACAAGGAUGGCCUCGUCGAUGACGGCGGCUUGGGUCGUCGAUAUGAGCGACUGUACUAAAAAUUCCUCGAGCCCCGUGGGUACUUCGGUAUCCACCGCGUCGAGCAAAUUAGCCAGCAAUGGUCAGCCGAUCAUGUCCAAAAGCUUUUCUUCCUCGUCCGAUUGUGUCGCUACCGCAAAUCGGAAAAACGUCAAGAGGACUAGGGCCUGCGAGACGAAGCACGCCAGUCUCGGAUUUUUUGUGAACCUCAACGAUAUAGAGACCCGAGAAGAACGUGAGAAGAGCGAGCAAGAACGGACUAAGAAGGGGGCUGCUGCGCUCGAGAGCGGCGGUGGAAAACAUUCGUGUGAAUUUUUUGUCGACAUUUCGAGGAAAGAGGAGAAUGGGACAGGCGGAGCGCGAGGAAGCGGCAGUAGCACCAACGGCGAGGAGAGCGGCGCAGGCUCUCGAAAUUCGGGAGAGAGCACAAAUGGUAAAAAAAAUAUAUUCUCCAUGUUCAUAGAUUUCAGAGAGCCGAAGAAAGACAACCGCGGCAGCGGCGGCGGCGAUGACGAUGACGACGAUGACGGAGUAAUCGUUUCGUCCGGACGACCAGAGGAAAAACCAAGAGACUCUAAAUGUCUGAGUAAAUUAACGAGUGGUGAUUUUUCCGGCGGUGAGAGCAGUAGCAGCAGCCAACUAGAUCGAGCCGAGAGGAUUAAACCUACGAGCGUAUUUAUGUUCAUAGAGUCGGACUCGCCGGUUGUACGCCGCAGGGCUUUGUCGUCCUCGAGACCGGCGGCCUUUCAGCGGCACUCUUGGAACGUGGUCGAGAAGGCCGGCUCGAUAACACCGACGACCAAUUUAAAAAAGGAUUGCCCGCUGCGUCGGGAGCACAAACGCGCUCACAGCGUCUCCGUCGAUCGGACUGAUUUACGAACGCUGCACACGAAAGCGAGCAACUCGAGCCACUCGUUGAGCCAGGUUGCGAGAGCCGAUGUCUUGAACGGUUCUACCGGUAAUUUGCCUAAACGGAGCCACGAUCACGAGAGCAGCGGCCGUAAUACCGAUACUUCGACCGAGGAAGUAUUCGAGUACGAUACUCGCGACACACCGCCGAAUUCUCACGUUGAAAUAGUCGAUAAAGAAACUGAGGGGCUCGUGCUCGGAGGUAUCGUUGGAAAGUCGAACGGAUUGUUCAAGAAGGACGACGCGGUGGAGCUGGAGGAAAAAGGACCCUCGAAGAUGCAACAACGGAAACAAGAGCUCGAUCCCGAAAUUGGAGAUUCAAACAUCAAGCCUUACGAGGACGAGUGUGGCUCGGAAGUCUCGGCGUGGGAAAAAACUGGAACCGAAAGUACGACCGAAGGUAAUACGCGAAAGAGCGAGACGUUUGACAUAAGUAGCGGAGCGAGCGGAGCCUCACCCGAGAGCGACAACAACAACCAUUAUCAUUUGGAGGAUAUCCGCGGAGAAGUAACGAACUACGACGCAACAUCGGCGCUUCUCGAUGAAAACGUUGACGUGGACAGCGGUGGUGGCGGGCUUCGAAUUGUCCUCGACAGAGUAUCGGAAACUCACAAAUCUCUUACCGAGACGAUCAAGAAAAUCGAGUCAGAACUGAAGAAACCAGAGUUCGAGGUAGAUACCGCGACGAGAGAUGACAAGCCACAGGAAACGAGCACCGCGAGCGCAUCGAGUUUCGUCAGGUUGUCGGACCUCGAUGCGACUCCGUUGCGCUCCAGUCGGACUUCCGAUGUACCCUCGAGAGAGAGAGAAAACGAAAAUGUCUAUCAUCGGAUGAGCAACAGCAUCCCAGAAACUUCGUGGGUCGAGAGCAAACUUGCUUUCAAUCGCAACAACAAUAAUUCCUCGGUGAGAGCAUUGCCUCGUAAAUUCACGACGAUAAUGAGCACCUCCUUACCGGCAAAACACAAGUCGCCGAUCGAAGACGCGACCGAGUGUGAAGCUGAUGCGGCAAUUAUUUCCGAGUCUGAUUUGAGCAGUAUGCAGAGCAGCAUGGGUCGUUCCGGAGCCGAUGUAAGUACCGAAGAGACUGAAACUUGGAGUAUGGGAGUAACAAAACCAUACAAUAGGCUCGGCGAGGAUCUCUUGCGAAUGUUUCUCGAGGAGAUUAAUCCGGAUGUGACGAUCGAUGUGGGUGGACGUAAAAUUCGAGCUCAUAAAUGCAUUCUCAGCUCUCGAUGUCAAUAUUUCGCAGCGAUACUCAGCGGUGGAUGGAUCGAGAGCGCGGGAAACGUUAUCACUCUUCAAGGGUAUUCGUACAACGCCGUGCAUUUCGCUCUCUGUCACAUUUACAGCGGCGAAAGUGACAUUCCGGAAACAUUGAGCAUCGUUGAAUUGGCGACUCUUGCGGAUAUGCUAUGCCUCGAGGGGCUCAAAGAAGUGAUAGGUUACACUCUCAAAGUAAAAUAUUGUCAUCUCUUUCACAAACCGUGUCAAGUUUGCGCGGUUGGAGUUCUCGAGUGUAUGCCACUGGCCGCGGCUUACGGCCUUGACGAGGUCUAUCGCAAAUCCCUGAGAUGGAUAACGAGGCAUUUCGUAAGAAUAUGGCCGUGCAAAGCUUUUGCCGCAUUGCCCCGUGAACUCAUGGACAAGUGCUAUCAUCAGCACAUCGUUCACAUGUCAGCGGACAACGUACUUCAAACGAUGAUGGACUGCGACAAAUUAUUGGCGACGUUACCGAACGUUCGAUGGGCCGAACCUGUGUUUCGAAUGGUCUCGAAUCUACUGGAGACCGCGGUUAAAUACAUAUCCGACAAUUUUUCGAGCAUACUGGGCAAUGAUAAUUUCCAAGCUCUCGGACGAGACCUAACCUGGAAUAUUAGCAGACUGGAGGAAAACUUCCUCGCUGCCGCGGAUCGUUUAUCCCCCGAUCAAGCUUGCAAAAGUUAUGCCAAGAUCAAUAAAAUGUUAUCGAGUGUCCAGCAGCAUCAACAGCAGCCGCUUCAACAAGCGGUCAAGCAACAUUCUUCUUCCUGUCCCCCCUCGGCAUGGUCUCCCUUGUUCGUUGAUUUUCUUCGAAAAAUCCAAACGAGAGUUGAAAAGUGCCUCGUCAAGGAGGCUUCGAGAGCCGCAAGAACUACGACUUGGCUCAAAAUGGAUCUCGAGCUGCGCAGAAGAAUUCAAGAACUCGCCUGUCUCGUCAUCCUGCCUCACGAAGCUCUCAAACGUCCUUCGAGACACUCUAAUUUUCUCAAGGAACCGAGAAUACCUCCCACUCGAACUCCCGCGGACCGAAGUUUGGAUUUACGCCGCGUCAAAGUGGCCAUAUCCGAGCAGCAAAAAGACACAGGUGGAUUCGCGGCAGGGACCAAACGCGGAGUUUCCGCUAGCAUUGCAAGUGCACCCGGUACGGCCGCUGGCCAACAGGUGAAAAAGUCUCUCCCUGUAAAGCCAAGAAGCGAUCCUCUCGAGAGAAAAAAUCCACACGAGGCGAAGCAGCAACAACAGUUAUCUGGUACCGCAGUCACGGCGGUCGCCCUCGAUUCAUCUAUAGCAACAAGACCGAGGUCUUGGCCGAAUAAAUUAGAGGUUAAAUCGAGAUAUUUGGAGCCGCCACGUAACAAAUCGGUGCCUAAGGAUACGCCUCAGCAAUCUCAUCACGAACGCGUGAUGGUUCAGCAGAGAAGAAAGAUAAUAAUCUCAUCGUCGGAUUCUUCUCGCACAUCGAGUCCAGCAAUGAAACGAGCGAUCGACAAAAAACCACUCGCAAAGAUCAAGUUAACAAUAAAGAAAGAUGCGAGAGCUCUCUCGUCCGAUAGUCUGACGGAAGCAACGAGCACCUCCGGUAGAUUAACGAAUAAGAAAGAUCCCGUUACCGCGAGCAAAAGUUGCGGCAUUACGCGCCCCGAAUCACCUUCUUUCAAACAAAACGAUCCGGACAUUGGUCUGUCGACUGAUUCCCUUGCUGAGCCCAGAAAGAAAAAGCCUCAACAUCCGCUACAUUCGACGACUGCGCCGGCGGUCGGUAAGAAAAAACAGCAACCGAUUAAAUUAACGGAUACUUGGAUGUCGACUGACAGUCUUAUGAAUGAAAUUGGUACAACACCGAAAUCAUCCUCGAACCAAUCGAAUAAAGUACCACCAGCGACCGGAAAAACAGCAGUGUCAACGACGACGACGACGACGACGAUAAAAACGACGCAAGUUAAAAAAUUCUCGCCUCCGAUGCAACAAAAAAAUACAACGACGACGACGGCGACGACGGUCCGGGGAAGACUGCCGAGAAGUCUCGAGUGCUCCACCGCGGCAAGUCGAAAUCGUGCCGCAGCGACAAUUUCUGCCUACCAUGGCUCUCCGAAUCUGCGUAGAAAUCUGCUAGAUGCGGCGAAAACACCAGAUAUUCCUACAAAAGGAUCGAACGGUGUCGUCACGAUGCAAAACAGCAGAUCAACGUUUUCUAACGCUACAUCAACGGCCAAUCACAGUAGCUCGACAACCGGGAAAAGGGAGAAAAGUUUGUCGAAUCAACCGAGCACCGAAAGUCCGAGUAAAAAAUCGUCUCCCAAGUCGAACGGUAACACGCGUCGAAGCGUAAGAGCUGCGAAUCCCGUAAGUGUUCCCCCCUCGACGAAGAAGCAACAGCUCAAAGGAAAUGAAGAAAAACCGAGUAAGCUCAAGUGCCAUAACGGAGACGCCGCUGCUGCGACGAAACAGCCGACCGUCGGUUCGAGGUCCGGUACUUUUCUCAAGGACGAACCCACCAUACUCAAAAAGUCUGACAUUAGAGCGACAGCGGUGGCACCUGCGACGGCACAGCAAAUAACGACUACUUAAUCGAGCAUCGCAAGAUUAUAAUUGUUGUUAACGGGUGAUAAUUCCAACGUGGUUUCCACGCUCGGGUGGAAACUGGAAAAUUGCAUUUAUUAAACCUAGAAAGGCCCUGUACGCGAAUAUGGCCGUGUCAUCGUCCGCCAAGUCUGCGGUUCUACCGAACCGUCGGUAGCCACCAACCAUCGUUUACCGCUCCUCUAACGGAAUAAUUAAAAGACGCGUGAUACGCGUCUCACAUACGAAUCCAAACAAACCGGAAACUAUCCCGUUCGUGAGCCCAUUUCGUUUCUUCCAUUCUCCCCUCAAAGGUAGCGCGCCUUAUCUGCCUAGAUCCUUUCAUUUUGACUCUAUCGAGACGAACCCUAACGGCGCAACCUCACCGGCACAUACAUUCGAAGCAAAACUCCCAAUAGAAGCUUAUUUCGUUCGUAUGUUCUGACAAUUGUUCGAUUCGAACGCCUAUUGGACGAGCGGUAGUGACGACGAUCGAUGCUCUCUCGUCCGGAACAUCUUGUAUGUUUGUAAUAAUAAUAAUUGUGCAAUCUCGAUAAACCAUCGUAGAUCCCCUAACACCACCUAUUUUUCGUCACGAUUAACAUUUCAAUCGAAUUCCAAACGGAACGAAGAAAAAGUUGAAAUUUGUGGACCGUCACUGUUACAGUUUGGCAACUGAUCUAAAAUUCCAUAAAAAACGAAGCAGAAAACUGUUGCACAACUAGAUUAAAGCGAUUCAAGAAAUGUCUUCUCUGGUAUCUCAAUUCCGAAUAUACAUUGAUAUAUGAAAAACUGUCAUAAUAGUUGUUCCACGUGUCAAGUGUAGUUGUUGUAGCCUGUAUACCCAACGAGAUACAGUUGGUAGGUAGGUCCCGCUAAUACGGCCAGUUAUUCGCCAUUUAUUUCUCGUUGUUAUCGAUAGUUUAUCCGUCUGAAAAGAAAAUAUGCAUAUUUAUCGAGACGUAGGCCCAGCAACGGAAUGAAGCAAUUUUCAUUCUCUUGGACAAAUGAUACCUAAACCGCGAGCAAUGCCAUAUUAACUAAUUUUAGCACAUAUUUGUUCGGCUGAGCAGCAAAAUAUUCGUGCGCGCGGGUCUGUGUGAGUGUGUGUGCAUGAGAGAGAGAGAGAGAGAGAGACAGAAAAAGUAGAGUUGUGACAGCUUGCGUUAAUUAACCAAGAAACAGUUGUCAUUUUGCGAUGGCGGCUCUGCCGCGUAUCGUCACACUUAUCAUGCGGGCAUGUACGGUGAGUCUCGUUUGACGAUUGAGGCGAUUGACGAAAACAAUUUGCCAUAAGUUUUACCGCAAAUUGUAAGUAGCUAUUAUAUUUAUUUGAAAAUAUCUUGAUAUUUUUUGCAAUGUACAUUUUUAUGCAACAAUAUUUGUAUCUAGUCAUUUAUAUAUAAACAGAAAAACAAAAAUACUUACAGUUUAUGUAAUGUUAAUAAAUAUAUAUUUAAACUUGA
Messenger RNA from Venturia canescens, 8758 nucleotides. RefSeq lists its product as uncharacterized. Gene Ontology annotation, molecular function: protein binding. The record is from RefSeq and is a predicted model, not a curated record. Lineage: Eukaryota; Metazoa; Arthropoda; Insecta; Hymenoptera; Ichneumonidae. The coding region runs from base 231 to 7301 and encodes 2356 amino acids. The transcript is spliced from 9 exons.